Messenger RNA from Aspergillus versicolor CBS 583.65, 1707 nucleotides. RefSeq names its product phospholipase D regulator. Bases 353 to 1486 code for a protein of 377 amino acids. The record is from RefSeq and is a predicted model, not a curated record. Gene Ontology annotation, biological process: positive regulation of catalytic activity. Lineage: Eukaryota; Fungi; Ascomycota; Eurotiomycetes; Eurotiales; Aspergillaceae. Gene Ontology annotation, cellular component: fungal-type vacuole; cell periphery. The transcript has 2 exons.
AUUCCAUGCAGGGCCAGUUCCACAAUCCGAGAUUUGGGCCGGGGUUUACUCGGCAACGGGACUGUUCCGGGUUAGUCCAGUCCCAACUUUACGAUGUCUCACGAUACCCAGUUCACGGCCGAGCCUGUUCACUAACACCCUUCGCUCACAUUCCUGGGUUCACGGUUUCUGUGCUUUCCUCGCCGCCACUCGUUCGCGCAUAAUUCACUCGAGCGUCACUGCGAGGUCAGCUCGGCGGCCGGACAGGCCUUUGGAACCCCUUUCACAGAAGGGGCUACGAGGCGAUGCAGCCCGUUCCAGCGCAACUCCUGUCAGCACAGCCUCACUUCACCGAACUUUGAACCGCAGGGCAAUGGCCCAAGAUGCGCGCGAAGUUCGAGUCCAGCCUCCCGACCCAAGCCUACUGCCGGACGAUCCGCUGAUGGAGAAAUCAUCCGCCGCAGAAUGGACUUCGGCGCCUUCAAACCGUUUCCCCGAUUGGCAAAACAACGAUAGCCCUUCCAUGAAUCCUCUUCAUACCGAAUCGAAGGAUAAAGCAACGGCUUUAUCGCCAGUGCUAUCGGACCGAGUAGAAGAUAACUCCGAGGCUAUUCCAACAUGGGGAAGCAAACUACGGACACUGCCGGCUUGGAUUCGGUCCUUUGAAUACCCAGCCGAUGAUGAUAUCGAAGCCAACGCCACGUCCCGGCUAUUACCUUCCCAGCCCAAUGAUGCUCUCGUCGCGCAGCACAAUCACUCACCCUACGCAACAUCCAAGCAGUCCGGCUAUUCUACUCGUGGGGGAAGCCUCGAGUAUGAUUUGGACCGAGAAUCACGGUGGAAAAACUUUUCCAAGACCAUGGCAUAUCCCCGAGAAGCCGGUGUAGAGGAAAAGCUCGUAACGCCAGAAUGGCUAGCGGAGAAUUAUGGCGACUAUUCACAACCAUGGCGCGGGCAGCUCGAACCCGAUGAAAACUCCGAUGAUCCCCUCAAGAAGAAACGGCGACGUGAAAUUUGGUUCAAGCGUUUCCACAAUACCCUUCUACAGAGUCCAAUUGUGCCGAUGAUUAUCCGAUUGACAGUGUGGACAUUUUCCCUAGUGGCUUUGGCCCUAGGUGGUUCCAUUCAACAUCUUUCGAGUAACUUCCCCCGACACCAAGGACCUUCAGCCUUGAUGGCGAUCAUUGUGGAUGCCGUUGCCCUGGUUUACCUCAUUUACAUAACCUGGGAUGAAUAUACAUCCAAGCCGCUGGGACUUCGCUCUCCAGCAGCUAAAGCACGACUCAUUCUUUUAGAUAUUUUCUUUAUUGUCUUUGACUCAGCCAAUCUGAGUAUAGCCUUCGGGUCUUUAUCGAGCGCGGAAGGCGCAUGCACUGAAGCAGAGAUCAACCAAAUGUUGAUCCCUAAGAACGACGCUAUCUGUCAGCGUCAGAAAGCCCUGGCUUCUGUUCUACUAAUUGCACUCAUAGCUUGGCUCGUCACAUUUUCGAUCAGUGUUCUCAGGUAAGAAGCCACCUCAUUAUUUGUUGGAUCUAAAAUGCUAAUCACGGUUUAUAAUGGAUAGACUUGUCGAGCGAGUGUCAACAAAGUAGGUCCCAGACGGUCCUCUACGGAAGCGGCACAGACGCCGCAGUCAUUCUCUUCCUUGUUUUCCUCCUCUCAUUCGCUUGCAACAUCUAGUGUCUGUGGCUGGUACCAUGUGAUUGAUGCAUAUUUGAACCUUUUUUU